Drosophila novamexicana is the source of this 2183-nucleotide messenger RNA. It is a transcript of the gene ras, whose product is annotated as inosine-5'-monophosphate dehydrogenase. The coding region runs from base 426 to 2081 and encodes 551 amino acids. Gene Ontology annotation, cellular component: cytoplasm. NCBI's taxonomy places the organism in Eukaryota, Metazoa, Arthropoda, Insecta, Diptera, Drosophilidae. The record is from RefSeq and is a predicted model, not a curated record. Gene Ontology annotation, molecular function: IMP dehydrogenase activity. The transcript is spliced from 6 exons. Gene Ontology annotation, biological process: GTP biosynthetic process.
CGUGUUUGGUAACACUUGCCCGACAUAUCGAUAACUAUUUAUUGCGUCUCAAAAAUAUCGGCCAGGCCAGUAUCGAUAUAUGUUGACGUCUCUGCACUUCACUCGAAUUGGAGACAGUUAAAGUCAAUAUUUCGACGCUUUCGGUUGGAAGAGCGGCUGGACGGGCACGAAUUGGCAAUUGCAAUCGAAUUGAUUUCAACUUUAACUGAAGAGGCUCAGCAACAGCGAAAGCCAGCUGCAAUCUGCCAAGAGGAGGCCAUUUAUAUAUAUGUCUAUAUAUACAUAUAUAUAUAUAUAUAUAUAUAUAUAGUCGUAUAAAUCAUAAUUAACGUACGGCGUCUGCUUGUUUAGACAUAUUUGUUUAUUGCCUUUGCUUUUGCCUUUGCUGUUGCUAUUGACAUUGCUUGCCUGAGGUGAACAGUCGCAUGGCAAACAGAAGCGCAGCCGCCGACGUCGGCGCCAAUCUGAAGCCAAAAGUUAAUGGCCUAAUGGGCAGCGGCGAUUCGUCCAGCUACCCAACAACAACAACAAAGACAGCAGCAGCCUCAGCCGCAGCUGACAAGUUGGAGCAAUUGCAGGAUGGGCUCAGCUGCAGCGAACUGUUUAAAAAUGGCGAGGGCCUUACCUACAACGAUUUUCUCAUAUUACCCGGCUAUAUAGACUUUGCCGCCGAGGAGGUCGAUCUUAGCUCGCCGCUAACGAAGGGCAUCACGUUGCGUGCACCGUUAGUCAGUUCGCCCAUGGACACGGUAACCGAAUCCGAGAUGGCCAUAGCCAUGGCGCUGUGUGGUGGCAUUGGGAUCAUCCAUCACAACUGCACGCCGGAGUAUCAAGCGUUGGAGGUGCACAAGGUUAAGAAAUACAAACAUGGCUUUAUGCGCGAUCCGUCGGUGAUGUCGCCGUCAAAUACCGUUGGCGAUGUGCUCGAGGCCCGUCGCAAGAACGGCUUCACCGGCUAUCCCGUUACCGAGAAUGGCAAAUUGGGCGGCAAGCUGUUGGGCAUGGUCACGUCCCGUGACAUCGAUUUUCGUGAACAUCAACCGGAAGUCCUAUUGGCGGACAUCAUGACCACAGAGCUAAUCACGGCACCCAACGGCAUCACCCUGCCCAUGGCCAAUGCCAUUCUGGAGAAGAGUAAAAAGGGCAAGCUGCCGAUUGUCAACCAGGACGGGGAGCUGGUCGCGAUGAUAGCCCGCACGGAUUUGAAGAAGGCACGCUCCUAUCCGAAUGCAUCCAAGGAUUCAAAUAAGCAGCUGCUCGUCGGUGCUGCCAUUGGUACACGGCACGAGGACAAGGCGCGUCUCCAUCUCCUUGUGGCGAAUGGUGUCGAUGUCAUCAUAUUGGACUCAUCCCAGGGCAAUUCCAUUUACCAGGUCGAGAUGAUCAAGUUCAUCAAGGAAACCUAUCCCGAUCUGCAGGUCAUUGGCGGCAAUGUGGUAACACGUGCCCAGGCGAAGAACCUUAUCGAUGCUGGCGUGGAUGGCCUGCGCGUCGGCAUGGGCUCCGGCUCGAUAUGCAUUACCCAGGAGGUCAUGGCCUGCGGCUGUCCACAGGCAACGGCCGUCCAUCAGGUAUCCCAAUUUGCCAAACAGUUCGGCGUCCCGGUCAUUGCCGAUGGCGGCAUCCAAUCGAUUGGGCACAUUGUCAAGGCCAUGGCAUUGGGUGCCAGCGCUGUGAUGAUGGGCUCCCUUUUGGCCGGCACCUCAGAGGCGCCCGGCGAGUACUUUUUCUCGGAUGGUGUGCGCUUGAAGAAAUAUCGCGGCAUGGGCUCCCUGGAGGCCAUGGAGCGUGGCGAUGCCAAGGGUGCGGCCAUGUCCCGCUACUAUCACAACGAAAUGGAUAAAAUGAAGGUCGCCCAGGGCGUCAGCGGCAGCAUUGUCGACAAGGGCUCCGUUCUGCGCUAUCUACCCUAUUUGGAAUGUGGACUGCAGCAUAGCUGCCAGGACAUUGGCGCCAAUUCGGUCAGCAAGCUGAGAGAGAUGAUCUACAAUGGCCAACUGCGCUUCAUGAAGCGCACCCAUUCGGCCCAGCUGGAGGGCAAUGUGCACGGCCUCUUCAGCUACGAGAAGCGUCUCUUCUAACAUACAAACAGUGCUGCGGCGUCGUCCGCUGGUGGCAGCCACUAUCAACAGCAGCAGCAGCAGCACACAACAACGCAGCAUCAACAUCAGCAGCAGCAGCGG